AUGCGUUCCUCCAUCGUUGCCGCUCUGUCCUUGGCCUCUAUCACGGUUGCCGGUCCAGUCUCUUCUCCUACCGCAACAGAUCCGGUCAAUGUCUACGCAGCCCAGGCAACGGCGUUAACUCGCUCCCCAACCAGUAAUGUCAAGGGGAAAGUCUUUGACCGCUAUGUCUCCAUCUGGUUCGAAAAUACCGACUAUGAUAUGGCAGCUGCAGACCCCAACUUUGCUUUCUUUGCAAAAAAGGGAAUCACGUUAAGUAACAGCGUAGCUGUGACACAUCCCAGUGAGCCGAACUAUAUGGCUGCGGUGGGUGGUGAUUACUUUGGUCUGAAUGGUGACCCUUUCAUUGCAAUUCCGGAGAAUGUUUCGUCGGUGGUAGACUUGCUCGAGGAUAAAGGCAUCUCGUGGGGUCUUUACCAAGAAGACAUGCCUUAUUCGGGAUAUCAAGGAAUGUCCUGGGUCAAUCAAAAAAAUGGUGCAAAUGAUUAUGUGCGAAAACAUAACCCCGAAAUUCUGUACAACUCUGUAGUCACCAAACCAGAGCGUGCUGCUCAGAUCAAGAACACGACCAUGUUCUUCGAAGAUCUCAAAAACGAUCAGCUGCCCCAGUGGAUGUUCAUCACCCCAAACAUGACCAGCGAUGGCCACGACACCUCUGUUACCACGGCCGGCGUAUGGCUUCGGACAUUCCUGGAGCCACUCCUUAAGGACAAGAACUUCAUGAAAAAUACAUUGGUUUUGAUCACCUUCGACGAGAACGAAACCUACAGUAUCGAAAACAAAGUCUUCAGUGUUCUUUUAGGAGACGCAGUCCCCGAGGCCCUUGUUGGCACAACUGAUUCGAACUACUACAACCAUUAUUCGGAGAUCUCAACUGUAGAGGCCAACUGGGGCUUGUUCACACUCGGCCGCUGGGACGUGGGGGCUAACGUUUUCUCCAUGGUCGCUGCUGAUACGGGUGAUCGCCUUCGGAAAUGGUCCGUCCCUCAAACACAGUACUUCAACUUUUCCUACCCUGGAAUCUUCAACUCGGCAAAGUGGGCUCCACAGCCAGUUCCUGAUUGUCACUCAAACCGAAAUGGACGAACUACGCUUCCUAAAAUUCGAGACACUUGGAUCAAACUCCAGGGCGAAAACUACUACCACGGACAACUUGAAAUUCCUGAUGGCUACAACCCACCCGUCCGUUCAUAG
Glarea lozoyensis ATCC 20868 is the source of this 1191-nucleotide messenger RNA. RefSeq names its product acid phosphatase phoa. The coding region runs from base 1 to 1191 and encodes 396 amino acids. Gene Ontology annotation, molecular function: hydrolase activity, acting on ester bonds. The transcript has 5 exons. The record is from RefSeq and is a predicted model, not a curated record. Lineage: Eukaryota; Fungi; Ascomycota; Leotiomycetes; Helotiales; Helotiaceae. Gene Ontology annotation, biological process: phospholipid catabolic process.